UUCUGAAAUUUCGUGAAACUGAAAUUGCCUAACGCUGCGUAAGGUUAAAGAUUCGUAGUUUAUUCUAUACACUAAUUAAUUAAUAAACAAAGGUCACCGCGUGCGCAAAUUUUUGGAUUCCUGUGUGCCGAGAAAAUUAUGUAUAAAGCAUUAUAGUGAGUGUUUUAAUAAGUGUUCUGUGUUGCAAACAAAUUUUGGUUAAGAUGAAUUUUCCUAAAACUCCUAAAACAACUCCUAUUACGGAUGACUAUGAUAUUUCCUCUACAGUCCUUGGCCUUGGGAUCAACGGCAAGGUGGUUGAAUGCAAGGAAAAGAAAACUGGUAUGCGCCGGGCAUUGAAGGUGUUACAUGAUAGCCCGAAAGCCAGGCGAGAAGUUGAUCUCCAUUGGACUGGAAGUGGGUGUAUGCAUAUCGUAGAAAUCGUUGAUGCAUACGAUAAUACGUAUGGUGGUAGGCGGUGUCUGCUAGUUGUGAUGGAGUGUAUGGAUGGAGGGGAGCUCUUCCAGAGAAUCCAGGAUAAUCGGGAAGGUGCAUUUACGGAAAGGCAGGCAGCUGAGAUUAUGCACUCAAUAUGCGUAGCAGUACGCUACCUACACGACUCAAAUAUUGCACAUCGGGACAUCAAACCCGAGAACCUGCUCUACACAACCACAGAGCCCAACGCUAUACUCAAACUCACGGAUUUUGGCUUCGCAAAACAAACGCUGAAUCACACGGACACAUUACAAACACCUUGUUAUACACCAUACUAUGUUGCGCCGGAGGUUCUGGGUCCAGAGAAAUAUGACAAAUCGUGCGAUAUCUGGUCGUUAGGUGUAGUGAUGUAUAUACUACUGUGUGGGUUCCCACCGUUUUACUCGAAUCAUGGUCUUGCCAUAUCGCCAGGAAUGAAAAAGCGAAUAAGACUAGGACAGUAUGACUUCCCGGAGCCUGAAUGGUCGAACGUCUCUUCAGACGCCAAGAACCUUAUACGUGGAAUGCUGUCUGUGGAUCCGGCAAAGCGGCUUACAAUACAACAGGUGAUGGCUAGCCCUUGGAUCCGUCAGUACACCCAAGUGCCCCAAACUCCAUUGUACACGGACUCAAUACUGCGGGACACGAAUGAGGCGUGGGCCGAAGUGCAGGACGAGAUGACCAGGUCAUUGGCCACGAUGCGAGUCGAUUAUGACCAGGUAGUGCAAAUAAAAUCCUUGGAGCAAAGCAAUAACUCACUACUUAACAAGCGGAGGAAUAAAGUCGGUGCCUAAAAGUACUUAUAUCUAGCAAGAACUAUAUAUAUUUCUGUCUCCCUCACAAUGUAUUGAAAAGAGUGAGAGAAUAUUUGUUAGUAUGAUUUAGUCAAUUAAACUUAAAUAUAUUGCCAUCUCACUCACGUAUUUACAAAACAUAAGUGGUCGAGCACCAGUAAAAAUAUUACUGUCUCGCUCACAUUUAUUUAAAAUUAGCG
Pieris napi is the source of this 1447-nucleotide messenger RNA. It is a transcript of the gene MAPk-Ak2, whose product is annotated as MAP kinase-activated protein kinase 2. The transcript has 8 exons. The record is from RefSeq and is a predicted model, not a curated record. Gene Ontology annotation, biological process: intracellular signal transduction; peptidyl-serine phosphorylation; protein autophosphorylation. Gene Ontology annotation, molecular function: ATP binding; mitogen-activated protein kinase binding; calmodulin binding. Gene Ontology annotation, cellular component: nucleus; cytoplasm. NCBI's taxonomy places the organism in Eukaryota, Metazoa, Arthropoda, Insecta, Lepidoptera, Pieridae. Bases 204 to 1247 code for a protein of 347 amino acids.